Molecule: messenger RNA, 1561 nt
Organism: Chara braunii
Lineage: Eukaryota; Viridiplantae; Streptophyta; Charophyceae; Charales; Characeae
Source: the annotation of a GenBank genome assembly
CGUGUCUCAUUGAUUCGUGCUUUGUUGGUUGUCUUUCCUGUUUUGUACGAGAACUUGCUCAUCGUCUUCCUGAAUUGAGAACCAACGCUGUCGUUAGUAUCUUCGUGUGGGCUCUUCCUACCUGCUGAUAUGGCGGACGGUGGACAGUUUCCCCCGACGGAGAGGGUCUGCUACCACUGCUGACAGCAAGGACACUAUAUCAGAAAAUGUCCCUAUCUGCAUCGUCAGGAUGGCUUGAUUUCAGGAACUCUGGUGUCUCGGGUCGCUCCAGGAGGGAGGAGAAAGACCGGCGUCGCGAAGAGGAUGAUCGCCGCUUACGAGAGGAACAGAAUCGGAUCAUGAAGGAAGAAGAGAAGAAGCGACUGGAGGAAGAAGAGGCUCGUGAGGCUGAGAAGGAGGCGAGGAUGGCUCGCUUAAUCAACUCCAAAAUGGAAGAACUCGACAAGCAGCAUCAAGCUAGGACGGAGGAGGAGAGCAAGAAGAUCUGGAAAGAAAUAGAGAAAGCGAUCUCGGAUCCUGUUCACAGCAAGAAGAGUAAGGAGAUGGUCAUCGAUGUUGCAGACAACCGGAAACGUGGGCAACUGGAGAUGGAGGGAUCUCCCCCGUUCCAACCGGCGAAUGGGAAGCCCCGUGCGACGGGACCUACCAAAAAUGUGGGCGCUACCUUCAGCGGGAUCGAUGCUGGACUGCUGCUGAUGGAGAUUGACAACGUCAAGCGCUCUCAGGAUUCUCAGGCGAAUGUCAUGCGUCGUGUUAUGGACCUUGUAGAGAAGCUCAGUGCCUCCAUAACUUCUAUCCCCGUCUCUGCUCCGGGCCCGGCUACUUCAGAUCCACCACUUUCUUCUCAUCCCCCCCCGCCUCCAUCUUCAUCUGCACCCCCGCAACGUUCUACCAAUCCUCCCCCUCCUCAUCCUCCUCCACCUCCUCCUCCCCCUUCCCCACCCCCUCCCCCUCCCCCUCCCCCUUCCCCUCCUCCUCCUCCACCUUCGCCCCCUCCCCCUCCUCCCUCCGUUGACAAUAGGAAGAAGGUGUCGGGCUCUGAAGCCUGCUCCUCUCGAGGGAAGUCUGUCGAUAAGACUCCGGGAGUGAAUCGCUUUUCUGCAAGACUUGCCGAUAUGUUUGCUUCUGUUGCGGGUAAUCAGGUACGACGAAGAAGAUCGUUGUCCCCACCUAGACGAUCGCUUGGAGAUGAACCCCUAGGCUUCAAUCGAGUCAUUCCGGGGAAGAAGGCGGCGGUUGCGUCUUCCGGAAAGGAUGGGUGCGUCAGAUACGUGGAAGAUCUCAAGAAAAAACUCCUGAACAAAACGAAGUAUCAACUGGAAUCACUGUGCAAAGCCGACAACAUUAAGUACUUUAACAAGAAACAAGCUUCGACUGACCUUGCUGAGAUCAGAGCGCGUGGUGCCUACGGCGACCAAUCUGAGGACAACGGCCUUGACAAUAUCGAUGCGGAUAUCCAAGAGGAAAACCCCUCUUGAUGAUUUGUAGAUCUUACUGAUCUAUGAUACUACUGGGAUCUUACUGUUAAGUUAGGUUCCAACCACGUCUUUCAUGGUGUUCG